GGUUUGCUUACCUCCCGCGGCAGAGCCGCCGGUGUGUGAUGGCGGUUUGUCGCCCUCAGGCACUUGACUCCGAACAAACCUGGCUUGAGGCUGCCCAGGCCUUCAUCCAAGAGACCCUGUGUCCAGCUGGCAAGGAGACUAAUGUCCAGUUGACUCAGUUGGUAAUUGACUGUGUGAAGACUACGUGGUUGUCUCAGGGAAGGAACCAGGGUUUUACACUGCCCCUCAGCUACAGCUUUGUCUCAGUGCGGGACCUCAGGAGCCACCAGCGCCUGCCAUGCUGCAGCCACCUGUCCUGGAGCAGUGCUGCGUACCAGACGUGGGCUCAAGAGGCUGGACUGAGUGGGAGCCCCUUGCCCCGGGAGCGGCUGUUACUUUUAGGGACACUAACAGACCUAUCAGGGGACUCAGAACAAGAGGACAGGAACGGAAGCCUCUAUGUGAAAGAUAACACUGGUACCCUGGGCUGCGAGCUCAUAGAUCUGGAUCUUUCUUGGUUGGGCCAUCUCUUUCUGUUCCCCAGUUGGAGUUACCUUCCUCCUGCUAGGUGGGAAUCCUCAGGGAAAGGGCACUUGGAGCUCUGGGGUGGCCCCGUGCCAGUGUUGCCCUUGACCGUCAGUACUGGCCCUUCUACCCCCGUUCCUGUCCUCUACCCGGAGGCUGCUUCCCGCCUACUGAGGCACAGUAGCAAGCUCAGAGUUGUGCAGCGAAACCUGGCCGGGAAGCUGGUUCGAUUGAGUGCUCUGGUGAAAAGUCAAAAGAAAACUUACUUCAUCCUGUCUCUAGGUGAAUCGUCCCCAGCUGGCAGCCAAGCUGGCAGCUGUGUAUCCAUCAUUGUGCAGGUCCCUGCCCAGCUGGUUUGGCACCGAGCCCUUUGGCCUGGUAGGGCCUAUGUGCUGACUGAGCUGCGAGUAUCCAAGAUUCACGGUUACCGUUACCAUGUUUGGACAACCAGUUCCUCGUCUCACCUGUUGCCACUGAAACCAGAAUGUGUGCAAGAGCUGGACCUGCAACCGGAGCUGGGUGCACCCCUCUUGGAGGCUGACCCCAAGCCGCUCCCUAGGACAAGCAACAUCCAAGACAGGAAGAUGCAAAAAGAUCUUGUCCGGGACUCCAGACUCUUAUCUUAUACUGGAACGGUCACUGGCGUGCUGAAUCAGGCUGCUGGCCUGUAUGAGUUGGAUGGGCAGCUGGGGCUCUGCCUCUCUUACCAGCAAGUCCACGGCCUCAGGCGGGUGCUGCGACCUGGAGUCUCUCUGGAGCUCCAGGAUGUUCACCUCCUCCAGUCGGUGGGUGGAGGGACCCAAAGGCCAGUGCUAGCCCCUUGUCUGCGUGGUGCCGUUCUGCUUCGGGGCUUCUCUCGUCAGAAGCCUGAGACUCAGUCUUCUCCCCAAGUCUGGGGGGCCUCCCUGUAUGAGCAGCUGGUAUGGGAACGUCAGCUCGGACUUCCCCUCUACCUGUGGGCUAUCAAGACCCUGGAGGAGCUGGCCUGCAAGCUGUGUCCCCAUGUGCUGAGACACCACCAGUUCCUCCAGCGCCGCCCUCCUGGGAACCCCAGCCUGGGACUCCAACUCCUGGCUCCUAUCCUGGAUGUCCUAGCUCCACCACGUGUCCCCAGUCGGAACGCACACAAGGAGAUCCUUGAAGAGCCGCAUCGCUGUCCACUCCAGAAGUACGCUCGGCUGCAGACUCCUUGCUCCUUCCCCACUCUGGCCACGCUAAAAGAAGAAGGGCAGUGCCGGGCCUGGGCCUCCUUCGACCCUAAGACCCUCCUGCCCUUCCCAGAGGCUUUUCACCUGACCAGCUGCCAACUCAACCAGCGCCUGGCCUGGUCCUCGAUCUGUCUGCGGCCCUCCACCUUCCAGCCAGCCCAGGUUUUACUUGGGGUUCUGGUGGCUUCAUCUCACAAAGGUUGUCUGCAACUUCGGGACCAAACUAGUUCCCUCCCCUGUCUACUCCUGAACAAGCGCUCACAGCCCCUCGCUGACCCCCAGCUCAUAGGCUGCUUGGUGCGGGCUGAGAAGUUCCAGUUAAUCAUAGAGAGGAAUGUCAGGAGCAACUUUCCUUCCUGGAAGGAGCUGAGCACGACAGGCUUCAUUCAGAUGCAGGAGGCGAGAGUCUAUGUCCAGUUCCUUCUGGCCGAUGCCAUGAUCCUGCCUGUGCCCAGACCCUUCCAUCACUCCGCCACCUCCUCAACAUGUCCUCAGAUAGAGACCGAGAGUCCCCACAUAGGACAGAGCCGGCUGUUCUUGCUGUCCCACAAGGAGGCUCUGAUGAAGAGGAACUUUUGUGUCCCUUCGGGAGCCAGUCUGGAGGUGCCCAAGCCCACCCUUAGUUUCCAUGUAUCAGGGAGCUGGCUUGCGGGUACUCAGAGGAAGGAGGGAACUGGAUGGGGCCCACCUGAGCUCAAGGGAGACAAGCACAAGGAUCAGAAGGUUCUCCUCAUCUUUCUCGGCUCCUCGGUCCGCUGGUUCGAGUUCUUGCACCCCGGGCAAGUGUACCGACUCGUGGCUCCUGGCCCUCCCACGCCAAUGUUGUUUGAGGCCAGUGGUUCAUCCUGCAUGUCGCAGCGUCCUCUGGAGUUGGCUGGAUGCUCGUCCUGCCUCACUGUCCAGAGCAAGUGGACCCUGGAACUUGAGAGCUCCCCGGACACCCCAGAUGUGGCGAACAUCAACAAGGCACUGCCUGCAUCCUCGCUGACCGACCUGCUCAGUGGCAACUCCACCGAUUCCUUGGUGUCUUUCUCAGCUGAGAUUCUGUCACGGACACUGUGUGAGCCACUUCUGGCCCCUCUCCAGACAAAGCCUGGGAGCUCCGGGGCCAGGAGAGGGUGUGUGAAGCUAACCGUGGCUCUCGAGUCUGCUGACUGGGAAUUCCCCCCUCACUUGGACAUAUAUAUCGAAGACCCACACUUGCCUCCCCCACUGGGACUCCUUCCAGGAGCCCGAGUCUACUUUGGCCAGCUGGAGAAAAGAGUCUCCAGAUCCCACAAUGUUUACUGUUGCUUCCGGUGUUCCACUUAUACACAGGUCCUGAGUUUUCCCCCGGAAACCGCAGUCAGUGCUCCUCUGCCAUGCAUCUACCUGGCUGACCUGCUGCAGGGUGGCCAGGCCCCAUUCCAGGCCAUUGUCUCUUGCCAUAUUGUUUCCGUUUUCAGCCUUCAGCUGCUCUGGGUGUGUGCUCACUGUACCAGCCUCUCCCUCCAGGGAAGGUGUACUCAUCAGGGUUCCACUUGCCCCACUCAGACGUCUGUAAGCCAGGCCAACAUCAGGCUCCUGGUGGAGGAUGGGACCGCCGAAGCUGUGGUGACCUGUAGGAAUCAUCAUGUGGCAGCAGCAUUAGGGCUGUGUGCUAGUGAGUGGACCUCCCUCCUAGAGCUUGUCAGAGGGCCAGGGAAAGUGGCCUUGCAAUUUAUAGGGCCAGGAGCCCAACCCGAGUCCUCAGCCAAGAUUGAUGAGCCCUUGACCUUCUUCCUCCGGACACUUUGUACCAGCCUCUCUGUUCUCCGCCCAAUUGUGCUUUCUUUUGAGCUCGAGAGGAAACCUUCCAAGAUCGUCCCUUUAGAACCUCCUAGGCUACAGCGAUUCCAAUGUGGGGAGCUCCCUCUACUGACUCAUGUGAAUCCCAGGAUCCAAUUGUUAUGUCUCUCUAUCCAGGAGCCAGAGCACUCCAGCUCCCUGGGGACAUUUGCUUCCUUCUGCUAACCUGAACUUCAGCAAUAGCCUGAAAGUUUUUCAUGCCCUGUUGGAACAGUUGAGGUCUGGGCCCCAGCUUCUCCCACUUGUGGCCCUUACCUUGGUGAUUAACUAGGACCCCAGAUUCCUGUAUAAUACUAACUGUAAUUUCUCCUUCUUCAUAUUCUUUCUGGUACCAGCCUACCUUGGGGACAUUGUGGAAAUAGGCAAAUUAUUGUGCUGUACAUAUUUCCUCUCUGUUGGGAUCAAGGUACCUGCACUCACAGGGUAGCCCCGAGAACCUGGGUUCUGUCUUGUGGCACAGCUAGAGGAACAUAAGCCUUGCCCCUUGGCCUGCAAUAAAGCU
Molecule: messenger RNA, 4041 nt
Organism: Pteronotus mesoamericanus
Lineage: Eukaryota; Metazoa; Chordata; Mammalia; Chiroptera; Mormoopidae
Gene: CTC1
Product: CST telomere replication complex component 1
Exons: 23
Coding region: 39-3704 (1221 amino acids)
Biological process (GO): telomere maintenance via telomere lengthening; positive regulation of DNA replication
Cellular component (GO): CST complex
Molecular function (GO): single-stranded DNA binding; telomeric repeat DNA binding
Source: RefSeq, a predicted model, not a curated record